UACACUAACGCACGCUGACGCUUAUUCUUGUCGCGCCGCGCAAUUUUUCCGGCGGAAUUCGCAAAUGUGUAAAGCAAAAUAUAAUUGCAAUUUCGAUUAGUUAAAGACACAUUUUAAUUGGCGUGGCUGAAGCAACAACAUGUCGACCUUUGUGCUGGAUAAGGAAGCAUUUGUGCGACGAAUAAAGCGCCUCUACACAGAAUGGAAGGCCCCUAGUAUUGGCCAUGAUGAUGGUCUCACCAAUCUGGACUGCAUCAUGAGUCUGGUGGGCAGUGAGGACGAUGUUAUCUACUCAAAAUCAAUGGCCAUGCAAAUUUGGCUCUUGGGCUAUGAGCUGACAGACACAAUAUCAGUGUUUGCCUCUGAUGCCAUUUACUUUCUUACCAGCAAGAAGAAAAUUGAGUUCUUAAAGCAGGUCCAAAACAUUACCGAGGAGGGACUGCCAGAGAUCAAGCUGCUAGUGAGAGAUCGGACCGAUAAAGACAAGGGAAAUUUUGAGAAACUCAUCAAGAGCAUACAAAACUCAAAGAAGGGCAAACGAUUGGGUGUCUUUACCAAGGAUUCGUUUCCCGGUGAAUUCAGUGAGGCUUGGAAACAAUCUCUAAUGGCGGCCAAAUUUGAACAUGUGGAUAUAAGCACCACAGUUGCAUAUUUGAUGUGCCCCAAAGAUGAAUCCGAGAUCAAUAAUAUACGUAAAGCCUGCCUUGUCUCCAUGGACGUCUUUAACAAGUAUCUUAAGGAUGAAAUCAUGGACAUUAUUGAUUCCGAUAGGAAAGUAAAGCACACAAAGUUGUCGGAUGGCUGCGAAUCGGCUAUUGGUGAUAAAAAGUAUACCAGCGGUUUGGAUCCUCAACUAUUGGACAUGGCCUAUCCACCGAUUAUACAAUCUGGUGGUGCCUAUAGCUUGAAAUUCUCUGCCGCUUCCGAUAAGAAUACAUUGCACUUUGGUGUAAUUGUCUGUUCUCUGGGUGCCCGCUAUAAAUCGUAUUGUUCAAACAUUUCACGCACUUUCCUGGUCAAUCCCACCGAACCGAUGAAGGAGAAUUACACAUUUCUGAUAAACGUACAGGAGGAGAUCCUAAAACUCCUGGCACCCGGUACAAAACUCUGUGAGGUCUAUGAGAAAACCUUGGCCUAUGUACGUAAGGAGAAACCCAGUAUGGUUGAGAAUCUAACAAAAAGUUUUGGCUUUGCCAUGGGCUUGGAAUUCAGAGAGAAUUCCAUUGUCAUAGGGCCCAAGUGCCAGGCUCUGAUCAAAAAGAAUAUGAUAUUCAAUCUCCAUGUGGGCAUUUCCAAUCUUAAUAAUCCCGAGGCAGCCGACAAAGAGGGCAGUACCUAUGCCCUAUUUGUGGGUGACACUGUGCUGGUGGGUGAACAAUCGCCGGGCAGUGUGAUGACGCCAUCGAAAAAGAAAAUCAAAAAUAUUGGCAUUUUCAUCAAGGACGAUAGCGAAGAGGAGGAUGUGGAUGAUAAGAAGGCGGCCAAAGAGGAUCAAAGCACUGAAAUUUUGGGUCGCAGCAAGCGUAAUGCUGUCCUCGAGUCCAAACUCCGGAAUGAGAUCAAUACGGAAGAGAAGCGUAAGGAGCAUCAACGUGAAUUGGCCCAACAGUUGAAUGAACGGGCCAAGGAACGUCUGGCCAAGCAGGGUAACUCCAAGGAGGUGGAGAAGGUUCGCAAAAAUACCGUUUCCUACAAGUCCAUCUCACAAAUGCCCCGCGAACCGGAAGUUAAGGGCCUAAAGUUGUAUGUGGACAAGAAAUAUGAGACAGUGAUAAUGCCAGUGUUUGGCAUUCAGGUACCCUUUCACAUAUCCACCAUUAAGAAUAUAUCCCAAUCCGUUGAGGGCGAGUACACGUAUCUGCGUAUCAAUUUCUUUCAUCCGGGCGCCACAAUGGGACGCAAUGAAGGUGGCUUAUAUCCCCAGCCGGAGGCAACAUUCGUUAAGGAGGUAACCUAUCGCAGUUCGAAUCUAAAGGAACAUGGUGAGGUGGCACCGCCAUCGAGUAAUUUGAACAAUGCUUUCCGUCUGAUUAAAGAGGUGCAGAAACGUUUCAAGACCCGUGAGGCCGAGGAGCGUGAAAAGGAGGAUCUGGUGAAGCAGGAUACAUUGAUUUUGUCCCAGAACAAGGGUAAUCCCAAGCUCAAGGAUUUGUAUAUACGUCCCAAUAUUGUAACGAAACGAAUGACCGGAAGUUUGGAGGCCCAUACGAACGGAUUUCGUUAUAUAUCGGUGCGUGGCGAUAAAGUGGAUAUACUCUAUAAUAAUAUACGAAGUGCAUUCUUUCAACCAUGUGAUGGUGAGAUGAUUAUCCUAUUGCAUUUCCAUCUCAAGUAUGCCAUUAUGUUUGGCAAGAAGAAGCACGUGGAUGUACAAUUCUAUACAGAAGUGGGCGAGAUAACCACCGAUUUGGGUAAACAUCAGCAUAUGCACGAUCGAGAUGAUCUUGCCGCCGAGCAGGCGGAACGCGAGUUGCGUCACAAGCUGAAAACGGCCUUCAAGAGUUUCUGCGAGAAGGUGGAAUUGAUGACCAAAUCGAUAGUCGAAUUCGAUACACCAUUCCGUGAAUUGGGCUUUCCGGGUGCACCAUUCCGUAGUACUGUGACCCUGCAACCUACCUCAGGCUCACUCGUUAAUCUUACCGAAUGGCCACCAUUUGUUAUCACACUGGACGAUGUCGAAUUGGUGCACUUUGAGCGUGUGCAAUUCCAUUUGCGUAAUUUUGAUAUGAUUUUCGUGUUCAAAGAGUACAACAAAAAGGUGGCCAUGGUCAAUGCCAUACCAAUGAACAUGCUGGACCAUGUUAAGGAGUGGCUCAACUCCUGCGAUAUUCGUUACUCGGAGGGUGUUCAAUCACUCAAUUGGCAAAAGAUCAUGAAGACCAUUACCGAUGAUCCCGAGGGUUUCUUUGAUCAGGGUGGCUGGACCUUUUUGGAUCCCGAAUCGGGCAGUGAAGCUGAAAACGAAUCAGCCGAAUCUGAAGAAGAUGAGGCCUACAAUCCCACAGAUGCCGAAACAGAUGAAGAAUCCGAUGAGGACUCUGAAUAUUCCGAGGCUUCUGAGGAUGAAAGCGAUGAUAGUGAUGAGGAUCUUGGCUCCGAUGAGGAAUCUGGCAAAGAUUGGUCCGAUCUGGAACGGGAGGCGGCCGAAGAGGAUCGCAAUCAUGAUUAUCAAACGGAAGACAAACGAAAUGGCAAAUUCGAAACAAAGAAAACCUCAAAGCAUUCUAAGCACAGUCGUGGCGAGCGUGAGGAGCAGCGUUCAUCGUCGCACAGUAAAAAGCAUAAGUCGAAUUCCUCCUCUUCCUCUUCGCAUUUAAAAUCCUCCAGCUCCAAACAUGGCAGCUCAUCUAGCCCAUCAAAAACGUCCAAGGAUAAAUAUCACAAUCGGGACAAGCAUCAUUCCUCCUCAUCGUCGGGCCACAAGUCGAGCGGCAAUAGCAAGGACAAGGAUCGAAAGCGUGGUCGGGACGAUAGCCGGGACAAUGGUCACAAAUCGAAGAAAUCGCGUCAUUAGGAUUCUACACACACACACACACACACACAAUUUACCCGUUCUCCUGUUAUCACUGUUUCCAACUGUUACAAAUUUCUUUUAUUAUAUCCCCCCCCUUCCUUUAAUUCCUUGCCACUCCCAACUCUAGAUCUAAAAUGUUUGUCCUUUUCAUCCUAUAUAUAUAUAUACACACUAUCUUACCACUUUCCAUUC
This is a messenger RNA of Drosophila willistoni, 3706 nucleotides long. RefSeq names its product FACT complex subunit spt16 (gene dre4). The record is from RefSeq and is a predicted model, not a curated record. Gene Ontology annotation, cellular component: FACT complex. The transcript is spliced from 9 exons. Gene Ontology annotation, biological process: transcription elongation by RNA polymerase II; positive regulation of transcription elongation by RNA polymerase II. The coding region runs from base 140 to 3514 and encodes 1124 amino acids. Gene Ontology annotation, molecular function: nucleosome binding. NCBI's taxonomy places the organism in Eukaryota, Metazoa, Arthropoda, Insecta, Diptera, Drosophilidae.